UGAUGUUAUAUUUUAAUCGUCAACCGAACCAUCACUUGGCGUUGGUAUGUCGACGAUCAUCAUUCUAGUGUUCGUUUUUUUGGCGGAAGCAGGAAGUUCUUUAGAUAAGUCAACAGAUGUAAAGAUUGUGAAGAGUUUUAGACUAUUUACCGAAAAAGAUAUUCUUCCCAAAGCUCCUGAAAAUCUACAGUACGCUUUCAUUAUAUCCAGACAUGGGAUUAGAAAACCAAUAAGGAACCCUUUUAAAUCCUGUUUUUCUGUUUUCUGUUUUCUGUUCGUAUGGAAAUGUGACUCAGGAACACUGACCUCUAGAGGAGAAGAGCUAAUGCUUCAGGUUGGCAAGUCACUUGGUACUCGCUACAAAGACCAAGUGCCUUUAUUUGACCCGAAGGUGGUACAUUUCUCCUCUACCCCAGUAUCUAGAACUAGACGGAGCACACAGUGUCUUGCAACAGGGCUGUUUGUUGCUAAGGAUCCUGGAUACCUAUUGAAUGCUCGUUUUGAUGGCAACAAGUCACCAUGCAAAGGAAAUAUAGAUAUUCAUAAUGCUGAUUACGACAAGUCCCACGUAUUACAUAAAGGAUGUACUCUUUAUGCAAAACUGAAAAAGCAAGCGUCAAACGAAGAAAAAAGAGAAACCUCCCCUAUGAGAAUGACAUAUUAUAAAAAACUUGGCCAAAUGAUUGAAACAAUUUACCACAAAAAGAACUUUGUAAAAUCUAUGUCGGAUAGCGCUACUAUAUAUGAUACGUUUCAAUCAUGGAUUCUUGACGGUCAAGAAUUUGUUGCUCCAGACAGUAUUUCUUACGCGCUUCCAGUGAUGCGAAAAGCUUUUCAACUCUGCUUAUGGCGCGAGAUUUACAGCAAAACCAACAUGGUGCAGUAUAUAGUUGGGCCUAUCCUCAAUCAAAUAUUUUCGGAGAUCCACAAUAUGGAAGAUCAAAAGGCGAUUACAUCAAUUGACCGGAAGAUGAAAAUUCAUUUCCACGGAUCUCACGAUAUCACCGUCAGUCCUCUACUUUGGGUCAUCAGCGAAGACGAGACAAGCAUUGCACUUCCAGGAGACACACUUAUCAUAGAGGUGACAUCAGAUGAUCUAGUUCAGAUAUACUAUUACAAUCCUUUAGGAGUGGACAAGGACAAAAUAUUUAGAGCCAUAACCUUGAAGCCCUUGUGUGGUAACGAGGAUUGUAAACUCUCAAAGUUUGAACAAGCGUUGCAUGGCUUUAUUUAUGAUGAGGGCAGCUGGAAGAAAAUGUGUAAGAAUCCAAAUCCACACAAUUACAACAGAGCCUUACCUCAGGAUAUCGAUGAGCAGGAUUUAAGAAUAAUGGACGAAGCACUGGGUUUAUUGCCGAAUGUUAAAUAGUUACAUCAAAUUAUAUUGUGUUAUAUUGUGUCGGUGAUUAUGAAAUGAUCACUUUGGUUCAUAUACCUAUAUCAAACGUAUAAUGCUAAUAAAACAACUCGUUUAAUAGCUGGUUCUAAGUACAUAUCAAACUCAUAAUAAUUUAUACGAUGUACAAAAGAGGGCCUAUGAUCAUUUUAUCAAACAUUUCCUUGGUAUUUCUUUAAGGAACUUAUAUACCUUGUAUCUUCAGAUUCAAAAUAAACAUAACUUUAAUUUUAU
Macrosteles quadrilineatus (aster leafhopper) is the source of this 1630-nucleotide messenger RNA. RefSeq lists its product as uncharacterized. The record is from RefSeq and is a predicted model, not a curated record. Lineage: Eukaryota; Metazoa; Arthropoda; Insecta; Hemiptera; Cicadellidae. Gene Ontology annotation, biological process: dephosphorylation. The transcript is spliced from 8 exons. Bases 47 to 1369 code for a protein of 440 amino acids. Gene Ontology annotation, molecular function: phosphatase activity.